AUGUCAGACAAGAAGCACUGCUUGAAAAAUGCAUUGAAAUCUAUAAAGGAAAAAUUUGUAUCCACACUAAAUUUGGAGGAAGAUGACGAAGAAGAAGACCGUGAUAAAGAAUACAGCUGUAUUGAAAAUGUUGAAGAAAAGACAAUAAGACAAGCCUCUCCGUUUUCGGAAAUAUUCGACGUAAUUGCUACAAGUAUCAGUUCUAGCCAAAGUGAAGAUGAAAAUCUGGAUGAAAGUAAUAAGUUUUAUUGUCCAGAGGCAUUACAGUGCUUGCUGGACAAGUUUAUGCCUAUUGUAUCAUUGUGGAGUGGGAUUGUGCUUUCACUUUGCUCAGUGUCCACAUUAAAUGAAAGUCCUGAUUAUUACAUUAGCAGGGACACGAACAGUCCAGUGGAAAACUGGUUCAAAUACAUAAAAUCAGAUAUAAAACUACCAAAACAUGCCAGACCAUACACGUUUGUUAUUGAAAUAAGAGAGGCAAUAGAGGCUAGAUCGAGAGAACAUGUUUUCAAGGGAGCUAGGAAAACAAAAUCUGCUAAGGCAAAGGUAUCAAAGAGCAACGAAUCCGACAUUUACCUAAAUACUCAAGAAGUCUGGAAACCAAAGAAGAAAAGAAAUAUUUACCAUAAAACACCAAAAGAACGAAAACUUUCGGAAACAGUCUCAACAAAUAAUCAGAAAGUCAUGAAAUGGGUUGGAACAUACGGAAAUACACCUUUAUCUAACACGUGCGGAAUUGACAAUACGUUAACAAUUCUACAUCAAAAGUACACAAAAAAAUCGAAAUUCAGAUAUUUACUGGAAGAAGACAACACCCCCUUAUCUGCUACAAUCAAGAAUGUAUGUUCUCUAAUGACGAAAGAAAAAUUUGAAGAAGCUAAACUCAUUUGGAUAAACUUUACAGGAAAACCAAUAGAAAAAGUAGUAAAUUUGUUUGGAGAUGAAACGAUUACAUUGUCUCUUACCUGAAUAAUCAAUGGAAAUCCAAAACAAUGUCGGUUUGCAAUAAUGCAGGUUGUGUCUCAUGUAUGAGGGAGUCAAGAGAGAGAAGUGGAAUAUUCAUUUGUAUGCGAGAACCUUUCGACAGUAUACAAGCAUUGAUAGAUAGUUGGAUGGAACAAGAACAGCCUUGUGAAAACCAAGGACAAGAAAAUAAUUCAAACAGCGAAUCUGAUGACCAUUGCGACGAUACACGUACAGUAAAGCGGAUAGUUGGCCAUUACCCUCCAAUUCUUGUUGUUCGUGUGUAUGAGCAUUGCCUUCACAACAGAAUAACUUUUGGACUAAUUCUCAGAGGAUCGUCUGUUGAAUUACGAGCUGCAUCAGGGCUUUUCGCGUAUUUUUAACUUUUUUAAUAUUAAUCUUUCAUACAAUAUAUACAUUAUUGUAUGUGAGUUGGAAAUUAAAAGUUGAAACAUAAAUGCUUAAUAAGAUCGUCGUUUUUGUUUAAGUUUUCAUGUGACAUAGCAGAAACAUAUAGAAUAAGUCAAUUGCAAAUGUUUAUGAAAAAUACUCGUACCCACAGGUAGAAACACUAAAAAGUUAACGGUUUACACGGAGCAUUUGAUAGGUAUCAAAUAAACUUAUGGAAAAUUCAUAUUGCUUGAUUAUUGACUAAAAUGAUAAAUCUUGAUGAAAAAAAUCACAAACAGAUAUACAUUCUAUAAUUAAAUGGUGCUGAUGAUGAAAUGCACACGGGGAGAAUUUGUGCUUUUCACGUUAAGUGUAUUAUUAAAGAAAAAUGAAUGUCCAACCAAUGCUUAGCCCUUCAUGCAAAUGAAAAUAAUUUCAUAUUUAUUAAAACAUAUUUUCUACAAACACCAAUGGUAUUCAAAUAUUUAUGUCUUGUUACAUUAUUUAAAAGCAAAGAUUGAGCUAAAUGAAAUGUUGAUAAUUAUUAAAGGAACUAAAGAGGUUAU
This is a messenger RNA of Mercenaria mercenaria, 1919 nucleotides long. RefSeq lists its product as uncharacterized. NCBI's taxonomy places the organism in Eukaryota, Metazoa, Mollusca, Bivalvia, Venerida, Veneridae. The record is from RefSeq and is a predicted model, not a curated record. The coding region runs from base 1 to 969 and encodes 322 amino acids. The transcript is spliced from 4 exons.